Messenger RNA from Pocillopora meandrina, 5861 nucleotides. The record is from the annotation of a GenBank genome assembly. Lineage: Eukaryota; Metazoa; Cnidaria; Anthozoa; Scleractinia; Pocilloporidae.
AUGGCUGCUGAAGAUAAUUGGCAGACGAAACUUCCAACUCUCGUCGAAAGAACUGCCUUCAUUUUCAACAACGAGAUAUUGAGCGAUGUGAAGUUUGUCGUUCCUAUGUCGAUUGGUGAAAGCGAAAGUAAUAAGGUGAUCCCAGCUCACAAGUUUGUGCUCGCAAUCAGUAGUCCUGUGUUCUUUGCCAUGUUCUAUGGUCGUGUGGCGGAGACUAAAGACUCUAUUGAACUGCCUGACUGUGACUACGAGUGUCUGUUGGAGUUGUUUCGUUUCUUGUACAGCGACAAUGUGAAUUUAAGCGGAAAUAAUGUGAUGCAAGUGCUGUACUUGGCGAACAAAUAUCUGGUGCCCUCGCUUGUCGGGAAAUGCAAAGAAUAUCUUCGAGACAACCUGAUAGCAUCGAACGUGUUUUGUAUUCUGCCUCACGCUCAGAAAUUUGAAGAUAAAGACUUAGAAGAUCGAUGCUGGAAAGUGAUUGAGGAGCAGACCGAAGAGGCGAUGACGUCGGAUGAAUUUGUCACAGUUGAGCGAUCUGUUGUCGAAUCUGUUGUGAAGAGAGAAGUGUUAAAUGCGACGGAAGUGGAACUGUUCAAAGCUGUUAAUCGCUGGGCCACAAAAGAAUGUGAAAGGCAAGGUAUGACUUCCGAUGGAGAGACAAAGAGACGAAUUCUUGGAGAAGAAAUUGUGAAAGGAAUACGCUUUCCGUUGAUACCACAGAAGGAUUUUGCAUCUGUUGUAUUUGAUUCGCGAAUCUUAAAUUAUGAAGAGUUUGGAAACAUGACAAAAUACUACAACGGUCUGAUAAAUACUCCUUUGCCGUUCUUAAAGGCCAGUAGAAUUGAUUCCACUGUGCACCGAUGCUGCAGGUUUAAAACGUUUUGUUCCCCAAAGGAAAGAUGGAACUACGGUAAGGCGGCUGACUGUAUCAUUCUCACCGUCAAGAAGCCUGUUAAGCUCUACGGAGUUCAGCAUUUUGGCUCCGAAAGCGGCGAGUAUACAGUUACAACAGAUAUUGUUGAUCCCUUGGACAACACUUCGCUUGUGAGUCGAACGGGAAAUUAUACUUCAGAAAGAAGCGAUGCCGAUGCUUAUUAUGGCUUUGAUGUGUUGUUCGAUCGUCCGGUUAUUUUGAAGGCAGAUAAAGAAUACAAAGUAAAGUCGCUCAUCAAGGGCCCUAAAUCGUGGUACAGCGAAGGCGGGCAAGCAUCAGUGGAGUGCCAGGGAGUGCAAUUUACAUUUCGUAGCUCGGGGGAUGUCUCUAAUGGGACUGGUGAAAAGAGAGGACAGUUUCCUGGAAUUUUGUUUUCAGUAUCCAAGUAAAAUUCUAACGUUACCCAAACCGUUCCUUUUACGUAGAGCCCCGUGAAAGUCUAAUAGGUCAUGUAGUAUUGGAUCAAUAGACCUUUUUACAAUUCCCAGCGCCAUAUUGGAAAUGCAACCGCGCACACGUGAGAACGAGGCUGGGGUUGACUCGUGUUAAAUCUCUUUGAGAGCUUUUGGUGAAAUUCAUACGUGAGCAGUAAAAUUGUUCGAUUUUUAAGAAAAAUGGAUGGUCCUAGCCGAAAUCUCGAUAAAGCUUAUUUUUCUUCCAAAAAGAAAGGAAAGCUGUGUGCCGCUUUUGGUUGUUCAAAUACAUUUUAUGGCCCCAAUGGUUUGCCUACGAGCUUUCACUUCUUCAAGUUUAUGCACGGAGGCAUGUAUUUUUACUAAGUAUUUAUCGUUCUAUACUUAUCUUAUUCUCUGUGAAUUAUGGAUGAGGGUAACUAUUGUUGCAAAAUUAGUACAAAUUUUCUAGCAGGUACCUGAAUUGUUUUAAGUUCAGUAGAGCUUUUUUUAUUCUGGCAGCAAGUCAAGAAGUUCAGUGCUGCUCACCUGUUUAUUACAUGGCUUGCCUAAAACACUCCUAGCAGAGAAACUCUAGGAAAGUUAUUGCUUUUAAUAAAAUAACCAAGACACUGCAUCUUCAGAGUUUUCACUUAUUAUGGCAGACCCAGAAAGCUGACUCAAAUUUGGUAGCAAUUGUGACAAAAGCAGUUUUCAGUAGUUGUUGUUUUUGUUUUUUUAUGAUAGGAUAGUAAUCCACUAUGGAUGCCAUAUGGAACUCUCAAAAAAUAUUUUGUGUGCUGUAUCAAUCAAUUUGAUGCUUCAAAUUGAAAAAAAGAAAAAGUGAGUUUCUCCAACUAAAAGAGUUCUUGACACAAAGAUGAACUAUGACACUAAAUUUUAUUAUUCACAAAAUUGUCCUCAUGAUAAAAAGUUUGAUAGAAGUCUUGCAAAAUAUAAUUUCUCAUACAUUUCAAUGGUCUGAAAGAUUCUCUUUCAAGCAAAUCUUAUGGUAACUAUGACAGGCUAAAAUAAAUAUCUUGAUUUGGAUAUAUUUCUCAAUCUUUUAAGUAUCUUCUUUACAUCUCAAAAUUAUAUCAUAACAUUGGUUAACACAAUGCAGUAAGAACUAGUAUAGCAAACCUUUGUGUCAGAAAGCCUCUGAGUGCUAAGAAUGGAAAUAUCAAUUCACUGAAUGUUUAUCACUGACAGAAACUUAAAUGUGUGUAAAGGACUAGCAUUGUUGAGAUCAGUAGCUGAGAGGAAGCAUUUCUGUUCUCUUCCUUUAACCCUUAAAUAUCCAAGAUCUGAUUGUUAAUUCUCCCUUCUAGUUGCUACACAUAUGCUUGUAAAUAAGUUAUGAGAAUUUGAUGUAAGAUCAUAACUUUUGCCUGAUAACUUUCAGUAUUAACAUUAUCUGUUUGCUGUAUAGUGUUUGGAGAAGUUACAUGAAUCAGUCACUUCUGUGAGUUUUUAAAUUGUCAAAUAUUUUGGUGUGAUUCUUUCAAUGGUGUGUUGCCACCUAAUAAAUUACCAUGAGUUGCGAACUGAAAUGGUUUUCAAUGUAUCACGAGCAUAAGUUGUCCUGGGCCAGAUGGGUAUGAAAAUAUUAUGACAUCUGUUGGUUACAGUUUUCCUCAUGGGUUGAUAAAAACAAGGGUUAUAAUCAAGUGGUUCUACAGGCUCUAUGGUAUAGUUUCCCAUAGGAUAAAAUGUACAAAUGGCAAACUAAAAGACAUCUUGGUGAACAAAAUGGGAACAACUUUAACUGAAAAAUAUGGUACAACAACAACUACCACAUCAACAACAGCAGCAAUAACAAAUCUCUACCUAGAGGGCUGCAGCCUUUGUCUCGCUUUCUAAGCCAUACUGAACAGCUUCUGCGGUACUUCCUGUAAUGCGUUCCUCUCAACACGAUGUGACGAUAUUCUAGUGAAACAACGGGGUAAUCGUAAAGCUGACUGAAAUUCAUCCCGGGUAAAUUACGGAGAUUGCUCGCCCAUCCAAGGGCUGAAAUCCUUACCAUAGUUACUUCGUAUCUGAAGUCGCUCUGGUUUUGUUCUAGGUCCUGGACAUCUGCAAAAAGUUCUCGGUUUUCUCCACUACUCGAUGGAAGGACGUGUCACAUCAGCAAAGCAUAAACUUUCAACACUAAGUCAGCUCUAAUUCAACCCGUCGAUUUUAAUUUAUAUUUAAAAUCUCCCUGAGAUCUCUUGCUUCGAGUUUCUGGAUGUCAUCUAAUGACGAAAUUUUCAUAUUGUUGUGUUAAAGAACUAUUUUGAAGGGAGAAAUCGCAUUGAAAAGUGCAUUAGAUCGUGAAAUGUCAGCAGAUCAGCUAUUUGAAAGAACCGCCGGGUCAACCCCAGCCUCAUUAUCGUGUGUGCACGGUUACUAAUUCAAUAUGGCGCCGGGAACUGUAAAAAGAAUAUCAGUCAUCGCGGAUGUCCAGGUAUACACAUGUGAAUCCUUUGACAAACACAGCAGAUAUAAAACUACAAGUUAGAUCGCUAUGCGGACCUAUCAGAGUUGACCCAAAACACUUGUUAGAUGUGAUCCUUAUAAGUCAGUUAGAGAACCCUGUUGUUUAUAGAAUGAAUGAUAAUUUGGUAGCUAAAUGUUGUUUUAAGCAAUGGAAUUAAAUAUUUCGUAUACUCUCUUUUACUUUCUUGUAAUUGUAAGAAGUCGAAUUGAAAAACAUACCAUUCAAGGCUCGAAAGGAAUUUUCAACAAAAACAGUACUAGUAGGCUUCCAAACUCUGGCUAAUAAAUAUUAUACGUGACAAAUUUUUGUCGUAAACUCAGCGCGGACAAGUUAGAACAAAGCAUUUUGAUUGAGACAAAAGAAAUCGAGACGAUAGCGAGCCCACGAUAUCAGAUCUAUUGGUUUUAUCAACUGAGUUGAUAAUGUAAAUCGGCCACCGGAAAAAGUUUGUAACGCUUACGUUUAGAGCGUUAGCCCUUCGUCUCACUUUAAAGAAGGGUCAAUGCUUGAAACGUCGUCAGCUUCAGAAACUCCCCUUUCUUUAGUCGGUAUAAGAUUUAGAUAAAAUAGACCCACGAAUCCUAUCGAGCUCAUUGGCUAGCUGAACUGUUCUGUUAUAUGCUGAUGGCAAAGGAAGCGACGAUCUUCUGCUUUAAGUUAAAAAUGAAAAAGCGAAGAGAGACAAAAACGGGGGUUUCCCUCAAUUUGAAGGCACCGAAGCGAAAAAUCCCAUUCCUCUUGACCUGUCCAUCAUCUGACAAAGCGAAAGAAAACCCUCUUUGGACUUCGAAGACGCAGUCUUCCUUGGGCUUUCCCGUUCAUUCCAAAAAUACAAAAAGCUGCUGUUAGCACUUUUUGCAUUAUUUUGCACUGACACGAGACACACAAAGAUGACUCUUCUUGAUUCACUCUGCAAGACAUGAUUGUCGAUGAGCAAUGUCUCUCGCUAGUUAUUUGGAAACUAGGCUGAUAAUCACCGAGAAAAUUCUGAGAAUUGAAGUUUUGUGAGACAUAUGUGACUCAUCAUCUGAUGCAACUGUCUGGUGACAUCACUUCUCUCUUGAAAUAAGAUAUGGAUUUAUUCAAUUUUUGUUCCCAGCGCUUGUGCUAAGGGUUGAAGAUAUUCAUAAACCAUCUUACCAGAAAAUAAGAGAAAACCGUGCAGAAAUAUUACUUGCCUUUUGAAGUUGUAAGAGCGAUGAACUGAAAGAAAAGAAAGGUUAUCGAGGACAGUGUUAAAUUUUUCCGACGAGUCAGACAUUGUUCAGUCGUAAGAAGAGACAAAAUUAAUAAAAUUAAUCUUCGUUAUUUAAAUUUUCCAGCUGCUUAGAGCGGUUAACUGUUGUAGAAUAUCAAUUGCAUCAUAACAUUUCAAACGCCUUUGCAGUUAUCUCUUUCUCUUUGACCGGAGAGAAAAACAUUGUCGUCUUUGAACUGUUGCCUCACAUUGUGUGAAAUAAGACCCUCAAAGAUACUGAGAGCAGACCAAAGAGAUGCGUAUGGAAGAAAUCUGGCAAACGAAACUUCUAACUCUUGAACCACCUCUAUUUUCAACAAUGAGUUACUGUGCGAUGUGAAAUUUGUCGUUCCGGUGUCGACUUCUGAAAGUGACAGUAAGAAAGUGAUCCCAGCUCACAAGUUUGUUCUUGCCAUCAGUAGUCCUGUGUUCUUUGUCAUGUUCUAUGGUCAAAUGGCGGAGACUAAAGACUCUAUUGACCUGCCUGACUGUGAGUACGAGAGUCUGUUGGAGUUGUUCCGUUUCUUGUACAGCGACAAAGUGAAUUUAAGCGAAAGUAAUGUGAUGCAAGUGUUGUACUUAGCGAAUAAAUACAUGGUGCCUUCACUCUUUGACAAGUGCACAGAAUAUCUUUGCGACAACUUGACAGCAUCCAACGUGUUUUGUAUCCUGACACAUGCUCGGAAAUUUGGCGGUAAAUCUUUAGAAGAUCGAUGCUGGGAGGUGAUUGAACGGCGGACCGAAGAAGCUGCGACGUCAGACGAGUUUGUUUCUGUUGUUGAAUGUGUUGUCAAGAGAGAGAAGUAUAAAAUGUAA